AUGGUCGCCAAUAGCACUGGUCUCGAAGCCGCCACUCAGCCAGCUCCCCAGGCCUCCAAACCUCUCAUUGUCAUCGCUUGCUCCACAGCAUACGGACAUACGAGCCCCCUCCUCCCACAUGCCACCAACCUGACCAAAAAUGGGUUCGACGUCUCUUUCAUUGGCGGCCCUGAAUUUGAGGGCAUGAUCAGGAAGACUGGCGCGACUUUCUACGCGACGGAGAACACAUAUACUCCCGAAAAUUUGAGAAUCGAUCCCUCCAUCCCGGAAGGCCCCCGCGCUUGA
This is a messenger RNA of Penicillium alfredii, 285 nucleotides long. RefSeq names its product UDP-Glycosyltransferase/glycogen phosphorylase. Bases 1 to 285 code for a protein of 94 amino acids. The record is from RefSeq and is a predicted model, not a curated record. Lineage: Eukaryota; Fungi; Ascomycota; Eurotiomycetes; Eurotiales; Aspergillaceae. The transcript has a single exon.